Melitaea cinxia (Glanville fritillary) is the source of this 5561-nucleotide messenger RNA. Its product is annotated as anoctamin-5-like. NCBI's taxonomy places the organism in Eukaryota, Metazoa, Arthropoda, Insecta, Lepidoptera, Nymphalidae. The record is from RefSeq and is a predicted model, not a curated record. Gene Ontology annotation, biological process: chloride transmembrane transport. The transcript has 21 exons. The coding region runs from base 288 to 3425 and encodes 1045 amino acids. Gene Ontology annotation, molecular function: chloride channel activity; protein dimerization activity. Gene Ontology annotation, cellular component: plasma membrane.
CCUCUAGUCAUCUCAUUCGCCUCGCUGAGUAGGAAUAGUUGUAUUUAGUAAUAAGACUGAUUGUUGUUCAAUAGAUCACGGAUUUUGUGGGUAAUUAUAUAAAACAAAAAAGUAUUAUUGUUGUGUGUUAUGUGUAACGUCAACAUUAUCUAGAAAUUAUUAUUUGUCGCUCUUUUUGAAUGGUGACUUUUCGUCUUGAAGUCGAAGACGAGGAGCAUGAUAAAAGCUUAUUAAUCGAAAUAUUUAGUGCGGUAUACAGUGGUGUGUCGUGAAGUGAUUUGUAUGUAAUGUCUGACGGAGAUCCUUCUCUCGAAGAAGAUACCCCGAAGCCUUUGUUGGAGAGACCGGAAGAAAAUGUGUUUACGCCGAAGAUAGCGACGCCGAUCUUUUCCGGAAGUGUGAGGCUGCACCACAAGCCAUCCGACGUUGGAGAAACGGAGUCUUUUCUCUCUGAUGCUCAACGAAAUGAACUCGCGUUCCAACAACUGUUCCAAAAUGGCGAUGGAGAACUUGAGGAAACGGAGAAAGCGGCGCAAGAGAGGAGCGCCGAUCUGCACGCCAUGUCCGUGCUGAGUACGUACCAGGAUAAUCUCUCGCAGGAUAUGAACACCGACCGGGACAACGGUAGCGAGGCGUCAACACGGCCCGCGGAGGAAUAUGGUUGCGGAGACGUCCGACCAGACGUAACCAACAAUAAUGGGAAACCGGUGGCAAAUCAUUGCUCGAUAAUAAUGGACGGUAUUCUUAACAAUCCAUCCCUCACGUUCAACGAUGGAGUGCGAUCAGUUGACUUCGUGUUGGUGUGGGAGGCGGGUAAAGAUGACGCGACUACCCAAGAGGCCUUCGAGCACAGACGGAUAUUUGAACAGAACCUCGAAAACGAGGGCUUGCAACUGGAGAGGGAAGCACCAGCGAAUCUCUACGGCUUACAUUUCAUAAAGAUUCACGCACCAUUGUCUGUGCUAAGAGACUACAGUGAAGUGCUCAAGCUUAGGAUGCCAAUGAAGGACUGCAGUAAGAUACGCAAAGGCGGUCGAACGAAUGCCAUACUGAAUGCUGCGAUGUAUAUGUCGAAGUUUUCAGCCUUAAAGGACGUCCACGAGAAAACAAGUAGUCUAGUGGACAAAAUCGACAAUUGUUGGGACAGGCUUAUGUCAAAGAUCAGAGUCGAUCCGAACUUAUUCCCCGAAAGAAAAUAUCGGUUAACUGCGAUAUAUUCGAAGGACAAGGAGUACUUAUUCGACACAGCAUCGGAAUGUUUUUGGACGCCGUCUAUCAGGUCUCGUAUAGUGCAGUUCAUUCUCGACCGCAAGAAGUUCUCAGAAGCUGCAAACGACGAUUUCGCUUUCGGUAUCGCUAGACUCAUUGCUGAUAAUACCUACAGUGCUGCAUAUCCUUUACACGAUGGUGACCUCAAGACUCCAGGAUCAAUGCGAUAUCUUCUGUACACGGAAUGGGCAAGCGUUUCUAAGUGCAUCAAGUAUCAGCCAUUGGAUUAUGUUAAGGAUUAUUUUGGCGUUAAAAUUGGAUUAUAUUUCGCGUGGCUCGGCUUCUAUACUCACAUGUUAAUCCCUGCGUCUGUUGUCGGUCUCAUAUGUGUCAUAUAUUCUGCCGCGACUGUGUACUCUAAUGUGCCCAGCGAAGAGGUAUGUAACUAUAACUCUUCGAUAAAGAUGUGUCCGCAGUGCGACCACUACUGCGACUUCUGGGACCUUAAGUCGACGUGUUUACAGUCGCGCAUAACGUACUUGUUCGAUAACCCUACCACUGUGUUUUUCGCGAUAUUUAUGAGCUUUUGGGCGGCAUGUUUUUUGGAGCUUUGGAAGCGUUACUCGGCGGAGAUGACUCACCGCUGGGACCUCACGGGCUUCGACGUGUACGAGGAGCACCCGCGCCCGCAGUACCUCGCGCGCCUCGCGCACGUCAAGCGCACGCAGCUAAACGUGGUGACGGGUGAGCGGGAACCGAUGGUACCAUUCUGGCGCAUGCGACUGCCAGCGGCCCUCAUGUCCUUCAGCGUGGUGGCUCUGCUCAUCUUGCUGGCACUAGCCACGGUACUGGGAGUGGUGCUGUACCGCAUGUCGCUGCUGGGGGCUAACUUCCUGAGACAGCAGGACAACGUGCUCAUCACCUAUAGCCCCAUCAUGUUCACCACGGCGACUGCGGCCUGCAUCAAUUUAGUUUUCAUCUGUAUCUUCAACUACAUCUACCAGUUUUUAGCAGAAUGGCUGACGGAAAAGGAACUUUUGCGAACUCAAACGGAAUUCGACGAUUCGUUAACUCUUAAGAUAUAUCUCUUGCAAUUUGUGAACUACUAUGCUUCUAUUUUCUACAUCGCCUUCUUCAAGGGCAAGUUUGUGGGUCGACCAGGGGGCUAUGUCAAGUUCUUUGGUCACAGACAGGAAGAGUGUUCUCCUGGUGGCUGUCUCCUAGAACUUUCUAUCCAAUUGGCUAUUAUCAUGAUUGGAAAACAGUUCAUCAACACUGUUGUUGAAAUGAUGAUGCCGUAUUUGCUCAAAUGGUGGAACGUUAUAAGGACUAUAGGAAGAAAGAAAAAGAUAAAAAGUCCACUUCAGUGGGUGAAAGAUUUCAAAUUAGUCGAUUUUGGAAACAUGGGAUUAUUCCCAGAAUAUUUGGAAAUGGUGCUGCAGUACGGGUUCGUGACGAUCUUCGUGGCGGCGUUCCCGCUGGCGCCGCUGUUCGCGCUCAUCAACAACGUGCUGGAGAUGCGGCUGGACGCCAAGAAGUUCCUCACGUGCUACCGCCGGCCCGUGCCGCAGCGCGUGUGCGGCAUCGGCGUGUGGUACCGCAUCCUCGACUCCAUCGGCAAGCUCAGCGUCAUCACCAACGGUUUCAUAAUAGCCUUCACGUCGGAAUUCAUACCUCGUCUGGUUUACCAGUACACGACCGGCUCUCUGAAACAAUACGUUAACCACACGCUGACAGAUUUUAAUAUAACCGUGUUAUCAAAUCUGCCACCAACUUCGCAAUACAGGGAGACAAUGUGCAGCUAUCCUGGUUACUGGUAUUAUAAAGAUGGAGACGAUUAUGAGCACACGAAUUGGUACUGGCAUGUGAUGGGAGCGAGGUUGGCUUUUGUCGUCGUUUUCGAGAACGUGGUGGCGCUGGUGAUGAUAAUCGUCCGCUGGGCGAUCCCGGACAUAUCGGUGGAGCUGCGCGACCGCAUCCGGCGCGAGGCCUACGUCAUCAACAGCUUCAUCAUGGAGGAGACGCGCGCGCGCUCGCUGGCGCGCCGCUCCACAGUUGGUGAUGAGGGAAGCGAAUCAAAUUGGAACCACAUCGCGUCUUUAUCUGGUUCGGACUUCGAUCUCGCGGCCCACGGUGAACAUCAAGAUAUACGGGACUUGUCGAAACAUGUCGUAACACAACCGCAAGAUGGCGGCCCUGGACCGGAACACGUGUAAUUGGGGUCAUGAGAACCAGUAUGUUUUAGUAUUGAUAAUCAUUGACUUCGAAUUAUUGAGAUUAUUAAUAAUCAAGAUUUUGUAUGAUCGUCUUAUGCUUGUCCACAAUACCUAAUAAUAGUAUCACGUUACUAAUUCAUGAAGUAGCUGAGAUUAUUAAUAAUGAAGAUGAUUCUGAGUUUAAUUUUGUAAGUUGGGCUCAAGUUUGUCCACUAUACUAUAUAAACUGCACUGGCAUAAACAACAAAGUCGAACAACAAAGUCGAUUAAUACUGCAUUAUAAGAUAAUUGAGAUUAUUAAUAAUCAAGAUGAUACAAUUUUAUAUGAUGGGCUUAAGCUUGUCCACAAUACUGUAUCAUUUCAUUGGCACAAUGGAAAGCUAAUCAAUACUGCACAAUGAAAUUAUUGAGAUUAUUAAUAAUCAUAAAUUUGUAUGAAGCCCUUAAGCUUGCCCGCAACACUAAUAUUUCUCUUGUACAACUGUAAGCCAGUCAAUCUAUCAAUACUGUAACAUGAAAAGUAAUGAUUUGGUCUAGGUUGGUUCUGUUUACCCAGAAUACUUACCCUAAAACAGUUUUUCAUAAAAUAAAUAACAAAGUUACGAUCAAAAUAGUGUCUAUAGAAAAUAAUACAGUCUUUUUGCUGUGUUGAAAACUUGGUAUAAUAAUUUUGAUGUAUGUGUCGUUACAAUAUCAACGAUUAUAUGAUAUGACCUUGGGCUAAGUUUUAAUAAACGUACAAAAUCCAGUAUACUUUUUUUCAUUCGUUUUGUAAUAGGUCUCUCUGGUUCUUAUGACCUUAAUUCUAAAUAUUUGACUGAAAAUCAUUCAAAAUAUCAUUAUAUGUAUUAAAGUAGUCAUUAGUCGAAAGUCGAACUCUAAAAUAUAUUUGAAAUUUUCUUAAUUUAUUUUCGCGCUUAAACCAAAUCACGUAACUUAUUGCAAGUAUAUUUUCUGAGUAAACUUUUGUAAUAGACCAAUUUAUAAAAGAGUUAAUAUUUUAUUAUGACGAAUGAUAAAGAACGUAUUAAAUCAUAUUUGCUAUAUCUUAUAUAUAACCGAUAUUCAACCGACCGACGAUCAAUUCAACCAAUGUUCAAUUUAAAUGUAUUAUUUUAAUUGAACAGGAUUUAAGGUUACUGGGCAGUUUAUGUUCUGAUGCAGUAUUUGGAAAAUAUUUUCUUAGUUACAGUGCAGCAAAAUAUAUCAAGCUACUAGCGGAUCCGCCAGACGUUGUCCUGUUCGGAAUACAGCUACCAUGUUUAAUUGCUGAUAUACCGAUAGCAGCGCCACCUACCGGGUCCAAUUGCGUUCUCAAACCAUCCAUGAACUCAUAGAAAUGCACGUACGAAAUUUUAUCAAAUCGGUUCAGCCGUAUAGGAGGAGUUCAGUGACAAAAAAUCGCACAGAAGCAAUAUGUAUAUAAAUAUUUACAUUUUUAUUUUCGUUUAAUGUUCAUAUUUCACUCAGUAUUUUUCUAAGUAAGUUUAAAUAUUUUCCAGUUUUACUAAGGAUAAUUUGUUACAGACGUACACAGGAACUGUAGAUCUAAUUUUAUUCAAUAUCUAAGCCUAAUAAUUUUAAUCAGCUAAUUCCUUUUAUUUGUCUCGAUUUUUUUUAUAUUUAUUAAAGUUAAAUAAACUGCUAGUCUUGAUGAAAAUAUUUCUUUGUACUUAAUACAAACAUAUCUUGAAAAAAAAAGAGAGAUGUAGAAAUGUUUAAAGCCUUAUCAAAGGCUGUUUAAAUGAUUAAAAUCAUAAGCAAAAUUUUAGUACAUAGGGAGUGUAAUUGCAAAAAUGAAGAUUAAAUUCCAAUAUUUAUUUAAAACUUGAAGUAAUUUUUCGUAUAUAAAUUUUAGGUUUAAAAUUAAAUGAAUCUCAAAAUUUAUUUCGUAAUAUAUAGACUGCAUGCAAACGAGACGUAUUAAUUUAAACCACAGAUUAAACUACAUACCAUUUUUAAGCAAUAUACAAAUAAUCGGUCAAAUAAAAAUAGUUUUAAGUUUAUUUAUUUAUUUAAGCAUACGAUAAUAUACAUAUUUUUACAUUGAUAUAAACAUUGUACAGGAAGGUCCUUAAUAAGUAAAUCAACCAUUUUUUUCAGCUUACAUAGCAGAAAACCAAACCAUUAAAUAUU